This is a messenger RNA of Vanessa atalanta (red admiral), 1976 nucleotides long. RefSeq names its product deoxyribonuclease-2-alpha (gene DNaseII). The transcript has 8 exons. The record is from RefSeq and is a predicted model, not a curated record. The coding region runs from base 202 to 1509 and encodes 435 amino acids. NCBI's taxonomy places the organism in Eukaryota, Metazoa, Arthropoda, Insecta, Lepidoptera, Nymphalidae. Gene Ontology annotation, biological process: apoptotic DNA fragmentation. Gene Ontology annotation, molecular function: deoxyribonuclease II activity.
AAACAAAGGCAACUAUACAAUAACAUUCGUUCAAAAUUUCUUUCGGCAUGUCUGCAUCUGUACAUAUGAUUUAUAUAUCCAAAGGAAACAAAUUGACGAUAUUAUGUAAACAUUUGAUUGUUUGGUGUCUUCAAAUAUUUUGAUCGAAGAUCAUGACAUCAUAAAUGCAAGCAUUUCGAGUUUCCUGCGUCCCUUGUUAUUAUGUAUUCAUUCACCAUGGAACGAGGACGUCGCUUGCCAUUCGGUUGCAUUAACUUUAUAUUUUUCAUGUUAUUUAUAACAUGUUGCAACUCUUUAACACCACAAUGUAGGAAUGAAAAAGGAGAACCUGUUGAUUGGUUCUAUGUGUAUAAAUUACCACGAGAAAAAAAUCAUUUGAACCCACUUGUACGAAGAGGAGUUGCUUAUAUGCAUUUGACACCAUCAAAACUACGAGGAGGAUGGAUUAUGUCAGAUCUCUCUAUUAGUGACCCAAGAUCUAUGGUUGGAAGGACAUUAGCUCCACUGUACCAGGAUAAAAAUAUUAUAUCACUUGUAUAUAAUGAUCAACCACCAGCGACAGAACACCAACCUGAUUUGCUGCAGUCUGUUGCUGAAAUGUAUUCGAAAAAUAAAAAAGUACAAAUGAAACAGGCAGGAGUGAAAAAAUUUAAGAAGUUCAAGCUAGGCGAAAAAUAUUAUGACGAUUAUGAUUUAGCUGAAAUGUGUAAGAUGCAUUCGAAGUUUAUGAAAUCAAGAGUAGAGAAUGGCCAUACAAAAGGCGUCGUAUUGGGAGACAAAUUUACAGCACUAUGGUUGGUGCAUUCUGUUCCGAGGUUUCCGCCUUUACCAGACAUGAACGGUUUGAACGUGAGUUCGUACAACUACCCAACUACUGGCAUGAAGUAUGGACAGACGUUUCUCUGUGUGUCCGUACCGACGUCAACUCUCAACCAAAUUGGAACGCAGUUGAAAUACAACGAGCCUCUUAUAGUUUAUCAUCACAUACCUCAGGAAUUUGAUAGCGAAUUACCGAACUUGGUCGAUGUCAUACGAAAUAAAACCAUCGAUGCCGCUCCUUGGUAUCACAUCGAAAGUUUCGAGACGUUAGUUGGUCGGAAAUUCCUCUCGUUUGCAAAGAGCGCGAUGUUCAACGACGACUUGUACAGUGGUCUCGUGGCUGAAGUGUUGCAGUCAGACUUGCUUGUCGAAUCCUGGACUAAUGGACCUGGGACUUUGGACUCGGAGUGUACGAGAAAUUUUCAAGUCCGCAACAUAGAACGGCUGAAGUUCCCGAUCGCCAAGAUGUCGUUCACGUCGCACAACGACCACUCCAAGUGGACGGUGGCGGUCGCGCACAAGAUGCACAACACGCAGGACACCAAGGUCGCCGACUACUGGGUCUGCGUCGGAGAUAUCAACAGAGCCUUACCCCAAGAAUCUCGUGGCGGUGGUACGGUCUGUACUUCGGGGCCAAUACUGUGGGGGAACUUCGCACAUCUCAUCGAAUCUGUUCAGACUUGCAAUUAGAUAUUUAAACGUAUUUUUUAAAAUCAAACAACAUUCCUGUGGAACUGUGAUGUUUAGGUUAAGUGAGCAUGGCGUUUAAAAUAUCGCGACUUUCAACAUAUACGGAUGACAAAACUUAGUGCCUUUAGUAUAAUAAUUAGUGUCUACGGCUGCGUAAUUAGGCUCGGUGUGGGUUAUAUUACUCACAGCCAAUAGUGAUAUGUUUAGUGAUAGGCCCAAUGUAGCUUUUACCGAAUACGACUAUUCGGAAAAACUUUACUUAUUCGAUUAUUCGCCCAAAGAUUCGUUUGGUUUUUUUACUAAUUUUAUAUUAACUUGACUUGUAUGUAAUUUUAUUGAUAUCAUGUAAUACGACGGUAUUCUAAUUAAUAAAAAAAAUCGAUAUUCCAAGUUGGACCGAGUUAUAUAGAGUUUAUUUUAUCGAGACUCUGUGUAUAUACUUAAAGCCUUUUAAAUAAUAUUGUAAA